This is a messenger RNA of Pelodiscus sinensis (Chinese soft-shelled turtle), 2025 nucleotides long. It is a transcript of the gene GRB14, whose product is annotated as growth factor receptor bound protein 14. Gene Ontology annotation, cellular component: cytoplasm; plasma membrane. The record is from RefSeq and is a predicted model, not a curated record. Gene Ontology annotation, biological process: negative regulation of insulin receptor signaling pathway; insulin receptor signaling pathway. NCBI's taxonomy places the organism in Eukaryota, Metazoa, Chordata, Testudines, Trionychidae.
CUGAGCUAUGUUGCUCUCCGCUUUCAUCAGUUUUGUCAGCCAGCUUGUUGCCCAAGGCCACUUCAAGAAAAAAACAAGUAUUGGGUUCUGAGAACUGAGGCUUCAAGGAAUAUUGCCAGAGACUGACUUUAUUUCAUGUAUGACCUGAACGGAGGCUGUUACUCUAAUUCUGUGAAGAGCAGACAUGAGCUUGUAUGCAAGAAGGGUAACCUUGCCAGCAAUCACUCCAAUAGUUCUGCAAAAAAGGGUAAUUAAAGUAUACAGUGAGGAUGAUACUAGCAGAGCUUUGGAAGUGCCAAGUGAUAUAACAGCCAGAGAUGUAUGCCAUUUGUUAAUACUGAAGAAUCAUUACAUAGAUGACCACAGCUGGACGCUGUUUGAACACCUUCCUCACAUAGGUCUAGAAAGAAUUCUAGAAGACCAUGAAUUGGUACUUGAUGUCCAAUCAAACUGGGGAAUGGAAGAAGAAAAUAGACUGUAUUUUAGAAAAAACUAUGCUAAAUAUGAGUUUUUUAAACAUCCAGUGAACUAUUUUCCCGAGCAUAUGGUGUCAUUGUCAAACGAGACCAGUGGAGUGAUAGGCCACACACAACUAUUACAGAUGUUCCUAGGUUCCAGCACAUAUCCUGAAAUUCAUGGUUAUUUGCAUGCAAAAGAGCCAGGGAAGAAAUCAUGGAAAAAAUUAUACUUUCUUUUGAGAAGAUCUGGCCUGUAUUUUUCCACUAAAGGGACAUCAAAGGAACCAAGGCAUCUGCAGUUUUUCAGUGAAUUCAGCAGUAGUGAUAUGUAUAUGUCUUUGGCAGGCAAAAAGAUGUCUGGAACACCAACAAACUAUGGAUUCUGUUUUAAGCCCAACAAAGCAGGAGGAAUCAGAGAUCUGAAGCAGCUUUGUGCAGAUGAUGAGCAGAGCAGGACCUGCUGGAUGACAGCAAUUAGAUUACUUAAGUAUGGAAUGCAGCUGUAUCAGAAUUACAUGCAACCAUAUCAAGGUAGAGGUGGCUGCAGUUCUUUGACUAUGUCACCCAUGAGAAGCAUUUCAGAAAAUUCCUUGGUAGCAAUGGAUUUCUCUGGACAUAGAAGCAGAGUAAUUGAAAAUCCAACAGAAGCUCUUUCAGUUGCAGUUGAAGAAGGGUUAGCAUGGCGGAAAAAAGGCUGUUUACGUCUCAACACACAUGGAAGUCCUACCACUUCUCAAAGUGCCACAUCAGGUGUAGCUAUUCAUAGAACUCAGCUGUGGUUUCACCAUAAAAUCUCUAGGCAUGAAGCUCAACGACUUAUUUUACAGCAAGGACUUGUAGAUGGAGUUUUCUUGGUACGGGAUAGCCAAAGUAACCCCAAAACAUUUGUCUUGUCAAUGAGCCAUGGAUUAAAAAUAAAGCACUUUCAAAUUCUACCAUUGGAAGAUGAUGGAAAGCUAUUCUAUACACUGGAUGAUGGUCACACCAGAUUUACUGAUCUUAUUCAGCUAGUGGAGUUCUACCAGCUUAAUAAAGGAGUGUUACCUUGCAAGUUAAAACACUAUUGUGCCCGAAUUGCUCUUUAACCAAAACACAGUUAAUUCACCAAAUAGAUAGAAAGGAGAUGCUAGAACACUUUUUUUUCCCCCAAGAUAAUUUCCUAGGUGGAAAAGUCAUUACAUUGAAAUGGUUGUAAAUAUCAUAUGGAAAAAAAAGUUUAUACUUUCCAUAUAGAAAUACUUUGCACUGUAAUUGUCUCCAAAAUAACUUUAGUAAAAUAACUUCAGAAAAAAAGUCAUAUAAUGUUCCAGUACUUGAAAUCUUUUUCAAAUAGAAUCAGAUAUUUUUAUUAUGAAACUUUAUUUACCAAAAUGAGAAAGGAAGAUACCUCCAUGUUGGUAAUAGAUAAUUCAUAAAUGAGUUAAUUGCAUUCAGAAAUACUUCAUACACAUAAUUUCUAUUCCACAAUCUCAAAUAUAACAUGAACUUUGGGUAACAAAACUCUAGAAGUUGGUUUGUAUUUAAUUUUGUAAAUAAAACAAUUAUUUUGCACUAUAUUUUAAAUGCU